Sorex fumeus (smoky shrew) is the source of this 2558-nucleotide messenger RNA. RefSeq names its product gamma-glutamyltransferase 7 (gene GGT7). Gene Ontology annotation, biological process: glutathione catabolic process. The coding region runs from base 58 to 2052 and encodes 664 amino acids. Lineage: Eukaryota; Metazoa; Chordata; Mammalia; Eulipotyphla; Soricidae. The transcript has 15 exons. Gene Ontology annotation, cellular component: plasma membrane. The record is from RefSeq and is a predicted model, not a curated record. Gene Ontology annotation, molecular function: glutathione gamma-glutamate hydrolase.
UCGCCCCCGCCGCACCACUUCCGGCAGGCGCCGAGCUGCUGGGGGGCGCGGGCGAGCAUGGCGGCGGCGGAGAACCAGGCCAGCCAGGAGAGCGCCCUGGGCGCCUACUCGCCGGUGGACUACAUGAGCAUCACCAGCUUCCCGCGGCUGCCGGAGGACGAGCCGGCGCCUGCGGCGGCCCCUCUCAGGGGCCGCAAGGACGAGGACGCCUUCCUGGGAGACCCCGAGACCGACCCCGACUCGUUCCUGAAGUCUGCGCGGCUGCAGCGGCUGCCCUCGUCGUCGUCGGAGAUGGGCAGUCAGGACGGGUCACCGCUGCGGGAGACGCGCAAGGACCCCUUCUCGGCCGCCGCGUCCGAGUGCUCCUGCCGGCAGGACGGGCUCACGGUCAUCGUCACGGCCUGUCUCACCUUCGCCACGGGCGUCACGGUGGCGCUCGUCAUGCAGAUCUACUUUGGGGACCCCCAGAUCUUCCACCAGGGCGCGGUAGUGACAGACGCCGCCCAGUGCUCGGCGCUGGGCAUUGAGGUGCUCAGGAAACAGGGAUCUUCCGUGGACGCGGCUGUGGCUGCAGCUCUGUGCCUGGGGAUCGUGGCCCCACACAGUUCUGGCCUGGGCGGGGGAGGUGUGAUGCUGGUACAUGACAUCCGACGCAACGAGAGCCAUCUGAUCAAUUUCCGGGAGUCUGCACCAGGGGCCCUCAGGGAGGAGGCCUUGCAAAGAUCCUGGGAGACCAAGCCCGGGCUCUUGGUGGGGGUCCCUGGAAUGGUGAAGGGACUACAUGAAGCACACCAGCUCUAUGGCAGGCUGCCAUGGUCCCAAGUCCUGUCCUUCGCAGCAGCAGUGGCCCAAGACGGCUUCAACGUGACCCAUGAACUAGCUCGGGCCCUGGCCGAGCAGCCCCCGCCCAACAUGUCCGAGCGCUUCCGGGAGACGUUCCUGCCCGCCGGCCGCCCGCCGCUCCCCGGGGCCGUGCUGCAGCGGCCCGACCUGGCGGCCGUGCUGGAGGUGCUGGGCACCCUGGGGCCCGCGGCCUUCUACAAUGGAGGCAACCUCACGCUCGAAAUGGUGGCAGAGGCCCAGCACGCAGGGGGUGUCAUAACUGAAGAGGAUUUCAGCAACUAUAGCGCCCUUGUGGAGAAGCCUGUGGGUGGCAUAUACAGAGGCCACCUGGUUCUCAGCUCUCCACCUCCUCACACGGGCCCUGCCCUCAUCAGUGCUCUCAACAUCCUCGAGGGUUUCAACCUCACUAACCUGGUGGCCCGGGAGCAGGCCCUACACUGGGUGGCAGAGACCCUAAAGAUAGCGUUAGCUCUGGCCAGCAGACUGGGAGAUCCGAGCUAUGACUCUACCAUCACCGAGAGUAUGGAUGACAUGCUCAGCAAGGUGGAGGCUGCCUACCUCCGCGGCCACAUCAAUGACUCCCAGGCAGCCCCGACCCCGCUUCUGCCCGUCUAUGAACUGGACGGGGCGCCCACGGCUGCCCAGGUGCUCAUCAUGGGUCCUGAUGACUUCAUUGUGGCCAUGGUCAGCUCCCUGAACCGGCCCUUUGGCAGCGGCCUUAUCACUCCCUCUGGAAUCCUGCUCAACAGUCAGAUGCUGGAUUUCUCUUGGCCCAACAGAACUGCGAACCACUCAGCACCCAGCCUGGAGAACUCGGUGCAGCCGGGGAAGAGGCCUCUAUCCUUCCUGCUCCCCACUGUGGUCCGGCCGGCAGAGGGGCUCUGUGGGACCUACCUCGCCCUCGGGGCCAAUGGAGCUGCGCGGGGCCUCAGUGGCCUGACCCAGGUUCUGCUGAACGUCCUGACCUUGAACCGGAACCUGAGUGACAGCCUGGCCCGUGGCCGCCUGCACCCGGACCUGCAGUCCAACCUUCUGCAGGUGGACAGUGAGUUCACAGAGGAAGAAAUUGAGUUCCUGGAAGCAAGGGGUCAUCACGUGGAGAAGGUAGAUGUCUUAUCCUGGGUCCACGGCAGCCGGAGAACCAACAACUUCAUCAUUGGGGUGAAGGACCCGCGGAGCCCGGAUGCAGCAGGAGCCACCAUCCUGUAGAGCAGCGUGGCGGGGCGGGGUCUUUAGUCCCCCCCUUUGCAUGUUCCUAGAGUCCCUCCUUCUCCCAGGUCUGGUCUCAGGGGGACCCCAGGAAUGCCCCAAAUCAGGGGCCAGAGGGGAUGCUUAGCAAACCCUGUCCCAGAGUAACUGGAAAAUUCUCCCCCCAGAGAGAGGCCUGCAGUGGUGGUGGCUGGUGGUGGUGGCGAGGGUCAGUCACAAGCAGGCAGGCAGGACCUCGAGGGACCAGACGGUCUGUUCGUCUGUCUCCUCUCCCUCAGCCAUGCUGGCCCUGAGCUUAGGGAUGUGCUUGCAAACCCGCCUCGAGGAUCCUCACAACCCCGCCAAGCUGGCCUGGCCUGGCCUUGUCUUCCAGCCCCACUCGCGUGUCCCCAGCCUCAUUUCUUAAAAGAUGAGGAUUUUUUAAAUGCACCAUCCUGGGGAGGUGUGCUCCUCUCCUCUUCCCUCCAGGUGGAGGCAGAGGCCUUGCAUCCGGGGUCCCCAGGGUG